CAAGGACAACCUCCACAACCAACACCAUGUGUGGCAGCUACUACGGAAACUACUAUGGCACCCGUGGCUAUGGGUGCUGUGGCUAUGGAGGCCUGGGCUGUGGCUAUGGAGGCCUGGGCUGUGGCUAUGGCUCCUGCUGUGGCUGUGGCUUCCGCAGACUGGGCUGUGGCUAUGGCUGUGGCUAUGGCUAUGGCUCCCGCUCCCUCUGUGACUAUGGCUAUGGAUGCAGCUCUGGCUCUCGCUACUAUUAUUGAGGACGCCAUGGGAGACUCUCACCCUCUAUCCUGUGAUACUGAGAUUCACUAAUUCUGAAGCCCAUAUGUUCUGAGAUUUUCCCUUGAGUGAUGAUAUCCUGCAAUGGAAGUCUAAUAUGGUCUGUUGUUGAGCUACCAUCUAACCUACAAAUAUCUUGAAUUUCCAUCAUGAAAUGGGAUAAGGUAAAACUCACCUGUCAGUUCGCCUUUCAUCAGAAUGAUGGUGUCACAGCAUCUGCCUUGAUGACUUUUAUGAUG
This is a messenger RNA of Symphalangus syndactylus (siamang), 512 nucleotides long. Its product is annotated as keratin-associated protein 6-1. Lineage: Eukaryota; Metazoa; Chordata; Mammalia; Primates; Hylobatidae. Gene Ontology annotation, biological process: keratinization. The record is from RefSeq and is a predicted model, not a curated record.